Molecule: messenger RNA, 904 nt
Organism: Trichechus manatus latirostris (Florida manatee)
Lineage: Eukaryota; Metazoa; Chordata; Mammalia; Sirenia; Trichechidae
Gene: FAM228A
Product: family with sequence similarity 228 member A
Source: RefSeq, a predicted model, not a curated record
AGAGAUUGUGUCAUCUAUGGCUGCCAUGAAAACUUCUAACUAUGGUGACCAUUUCAGGCCAGAAAAAUUAAAAGAAUGGCCAGACCCCAAGGCAGUUUCUUUAAUGGAGGCAUUAGCUAGAGAAGACAUUGAUGAAGCUGUACAUGCAAUAUUACUUAGAGAAAAUUAUGUUGUGAAGGGAUUAGAUAUGUAUUUUCAGCAUCUGGAAAAUUUUAAAGAAAGAAGAAGAGAAAUAUUACAUAAAAAAUGGGUUGAAAAUGUUGUAAAGCCUCUUCAGCAGAGAAUUAUGGAAAAAGUAAUUUCAUAUAGAGGGCUGAAAAAAACAAAACAAGAGAAUUUUGAAUAUUAUUUACGGCAUACAAAUAAAACGGAAACUGUAUUUGGAAAACAUUAUGAUCCUGAAGUAUAUAAUCCUUUUUAUAUGAAGAAAAAGGACUCAAGAUAUGGAAAGGUUUCAGUCCCAUCAUUUUAUGACCCUCUGUUUCAAGGACAGCAAGAGGCAGAUGAAGAGAACAGAGCUAUUCUCCCAUGUGAGACAGGAAAACAAUAUUCCAGAAAAGAAUUUAAAGAACUAGAAAAGACCAGGCUGCGUUCGAACUUGCCCCAGUUCCCUUUUACUCUGCGCAGUGUGAUGCCAAAAGAAAGGCGGGAGGCCUUUGUGAGAACCGCGAGAAGUGAAAUUCAUAGUCCAUGCAGACCUGAAAAGCUAACCUGUGUAGAAAAGAAACAUCUGUCUGAUAAAGAGAAAAAGACUACAGACCUAAGUCAGACUGCUUUUGAAAGGCAGUUUCAUUUCUCAAAGCUCAACCAGGAGAAUAAAAAGGAUGAGAAGAAGAGUCCGGUGAGCAGAGGUCGGGGGGAGCAGGGGCCAGGACAGCACAAUUUUGCAGAGCCCACAAGAUAG